AUGGGCUUUGAAAUGGAAGAAAAAGAGGUGGCAGAUGAAACCAUGCAGCCUCUCAGUCUCAUGCUUCUUGCUCUCCUUGCGUGUAUCAGAGGUGCCCACUCUCAUCAGGCAGGGGAAGAGCUGUCAGACAACUUUCUGGAGGUGCCACCUAGUUACCUGGAUUCACAGACAGAUGAGUCAAGUUUCAUGUCACAACCAACAACUGAUGAGAAAAUGGCACUAAAUGCUUUGCUGAGGACAAUUCUUCACAACAGACCUGCCAGGAGCUCCUUUCUCUUCCAGCCCCAGAGAUUUGGCAGAGAUGAGCGCAGUUCAAUGUUAGGGGACAGCAGGAUCCAAUCGCGAGGCUGGGAUUCUAUAGCACCUCAGUUCUGGAGCAUGGCUGUCCCCCAGCGCUUUGGGAAGAAGAAAUGACAAGACACUCAUGCUGACUAUUCCCUUCAUGGCUAGGACAGGUUACAAUGGAUGAGGAGCUUUUGAAGCAGGACAGGUGACAUGAGCAUUUGCAGAACCAUGUCCCAAAUAAAUGCUGCCACUGUCUAACAGUCAAUUCGUUUGUAAACAUACCAAAUUUAUCUUGCUCCUUUAGAUAGAAAGUGCCCACUCCCUUUUGUCAUGAAAACUGAAGCAUACAGGCAUUUGUAUUGCUCUCCUAUCAUGUACACAGCACUUGGGUUUCCAUGGGUGCUGUUUAGCAUUAUCAGCCUACACGUGCAAAUCCUUUCUCAUGCUCGUCAAUAAAAUCAUGUGUUGACCAAA
Xenopus laevis (African clawed frog) is the source of this 759-nucleotide messenger RNA. RefSeq names its product pro-FMRFamide-related neuropeptide FF (gene npff.L). The transcript has 4 exons. Bases 1 to 414 code for a protein of 137 amino acids. The record is from RefSeq and is a predicted model, not a curated record. Lineage: Eukaryota; Metazoa; Chordata; Amphibia; Anura; Pipidae.